AUGGCGCCUCACGUCCUCAGUACCUCUCCCAUCAUGGAUGGCGGACGGACACACAAGGCAGUUGCCAAGCCACCUCCUCUAAAAGAAGCAAGCAACAGCGAUCUGAAAACUCAGCUCGCUUUGCUCUUCCACGAAAAUAAUCUUGCAAAGCUCAUGGGUGUGGCCGAAACACUCCUUGAGAACAAUGAUCCUCCCACCAGAUUUCCGGAGACAGUACCACAAUCAGGUACUGACCAAGGCGUGUGCCGAUGCAGAGACGCUGAAUUCUGGACUUGCGGCUUUUUCCCCGGUAGUCUAUAUUGCUUGCUUGAACGUGUGAGGAAGUAUCCGGGCACAAGCUUGCCCAGCCUCUCAGGGGAUACACAUAUAGAAUCUGGUGAAGAUGUGAGGGGAAGUCGGAAUUACGAUAUUCUUAUCUCUCAACUUACCGAUCUGUGUCAAAAAUGGUCAGAGCCAUUGCACGCCAUGUCCCUUCGAAAAGACACCCAUGAUAUCGGAUUUAUUAUCCAGCCUGCGCUGCAAAGACACUGGGAGCUCUUUGGAAACAAACGGAGCUUGGACUCUAUUCUUACCGCAGCUGAAAGCCUCGCCACUAGAUUUGACGAUCGUGUCGGGGCGAUUCGAAGCUGGGACCGAUUUUCCAAUGCCCACCAUGACAUCAACAGCAUGGAUGAUGACUUCUUGGUGAUCAUAGAUAGCCUAUGCAAUCUUGACCUACUAUUUUACGCCGCAAACUAUCUCCGUUCUGAGCGCCUACUAUCUAUAGCAUCUACUCAUGCUACUACUCUACUAUCUACGCAUCUCCGAGUCGAGUCCGGGUCGAGCGGUGACAAGCGUUACUCUACAUAUCAUGUCGUGAACUUCGCUCCAUCGGAUGAAGGGAAUGUCAAACAAAAGCUCACCGCACAAGGGUACUCUGACACCUCGACAUGGGCCCGUGGCCAAGCAUGGGCGAUCUUAGGAUACGCUCAGACAUAUUCCUGGACUAAGAGGCGAGAGUUUCUUGACGCUGCUAAGGGGCUUGCCGACUACUUCAUACAGCGCAUGGAAUCAUCCCCGGCAGUAGUGGAACAGGAAGGUCGGGGGCGCUACGUUCCGUUAUGGGACUUUGACGCACCGAUCACGCAUACAGGCACCAACGGUGAUCAGGGCCCGUUGCGGGAUGUCUCCGCUGGAUUAGUCGCUGCCAACGGGAUGCUGAUUCUGUAUGGACAGCUAGCAGGAAUGGGGGAACUAGUGGCGGCUAAGCGGUACUUAAGCUAUGCGCUGAACAUCGCAAAAGAUACCGUGGAACUCGCAUACAAUCGUGAUGAGAUGCAGUUGAGGCUUUGCGAGCAGGACGGGGUUACGAAGAUUCAAUCAUACGAGGCUACCAAGGGCCAUCGCUUCGAUGCACUACUUGAGAAGUCCACGGCGAAUUUCAACGGCAACCACCCUGAUCGUGCUUGGGAUCAUGGCUUGGUGUAUGCGGAUUACUACUUUCUUGAGCUGGGGAAUCGCCUUCUAGACAUGGGGUUAGUUUGA
This is a messenger RNA of Aspergillus bombycis, 1524 nucleotides long. RefSeq names its product glycoside hydrolase family 88 protein. Gene Ontology annotation, biological process: polysaccharide catabolic process. The transcript is spliced from 3 exons. The coding region runs from base 1 to 1524 and encodes 507 amino acids. Gene Ontology annotation, molecular function: chondroitin hydrolase activity. NCBI's taxonomy places the organism in Eukaryota, Fungi, Ascomycota, Eurotiomycetes, Eurotiales, Aspergillaceae. The record is from RefSeq and is a predicted model, not a curated record.